Xiphias gladius (swordfish) is the source of this 5952-nucleotide messenger RNA. RefSeq names its product family with sequence similarity 120B (gene fam120b). Bases 98 to 2428 code for a protein of 776 amino acids. NCBI's taxonomy places the organism in Eukaryota, Metazoa, Chordata, Actinopteri, Istiophoriformes, Xiphiidae. Gene Ontology annotation, cellular component: nucleus. The record is from RefSeq and is a predicted model, not a curated record. The transcript has 15 exons.
UGAUGACGCCACGCGUAGAUCAUAGGAAGUAAUUUGCAUUUAUAUCAAGUCAACACAAUACGUUAAAUGCUGCCCAUAUAUAUCAAAAAUUUUAAGGAUGGGUGUGAAAGGUCUUCAGUACUUUAUAGACUGCUGCUGUCCAGAAGUCUGUGUGACUGUGAACUUGAGAGAGAUGGCCACACAACAUGCUGCCAGAAGCACAACCACAGCUAACAGCGCAGGUCCCACACUCGUUGUGGAUGGUAUGGCCUGUCUGCGCCACUGGUACUCAUGUAGGGACUGGGUGUGUGGGGGGCAGUGGAGGGAGUACAUGGACAUCCUGAAGAGCUGGGUGGAGAAAUUUACCUCCGCAGGAAUCAGACUCGUCUUCUUCUUUGAUGGUGUGGUGGAAGAGCAGAAGAGACAAGCAUGGGUGAAGAGGAGACGCAGAGUGAACGGGGAAAUUUCUAAAAUAUUUCGUCACAUAAAGGCACAUGGAGAGCAGCCUGGUAGAGAGCUCUUUUGUCUGCCUUCUGGUCUUGCAACAUACACGUGCUUUGCUCUGAGGUCAUUGGGUCAGGAAGUGUUUUGCUCAGUGCAGGAGGCUGACUAUGAGAUUGCCAACUACGCCCGUCAGCAUGGCAGCAUGGGCAUUCUGGGACAGGACUCAGACUUCAUCAUAUACGACAGUGCCCCCUACUUGUCGGUGGCAAAGCUGCGGAUAAACAGCCUCACCACCGUCCUGUACGACCGACAGAGCUUCUGCCGAGCCACUGGAUUGGCUGUUAACCAGCUACCGCUGCUGGCCUGUCUCCUAGGUAACGAUGUGGUGUCAGAGGAGCAGAUGCACCACAUAAGGAACAAGGCCAUGGAAACAUACAGGAAAAACAAUCCUGCACCACACUCUGGUGCUCCUCGGGGACAGAUUUUCCUAGCUGUAUCCCAGCUUGUGAGCUCUUUGUGGGGCAGACAGGAGGAAGAGACUGGACAUAUCCUUCAGUCUCUGAAUCUAUCAGCUCCUCACAGGGAGCUACUGAAGAGGGGGAUCUGCUCCUACUUACUCCCUGGACAGGAAGCUCUUCAGCAAGGUGACAUCUCUGCACGUCCCUCCGCCUCUGCCUUUGAGAAAUAUGUUAGUCCAGAAAUAUUAAAGGCGUGCAGAGAAAAGCAUGUAGCAGCAGAGGGUUUUAUGGUUUACGGUGUUGUGUGUGAGGGAGUCAUUGAAUGUAGCAACACCUUGGAGGACGAAGAAGAUGCUGAACUGCUGCCUCAGGCCAUCGUCUACAAACCCUGCAGACAGCACAUCUAUGGACUGCUGCUCGGGCAUGAUGGUAGCACUGCUGACACUCCAGCAAUUAGGGAAUGGUUUGUCUACCCCGGAAACCCUCUGAAGGAACCUGACAUGGUCCACCCUGUCCCUGUCGGCCUCCCAUGUGAUCGUCCCAGUCUGGACUUGUUGUGGUUCGGCACUGGUUCUAAUAUUUCUGCCCUUCGCUUGACAUCCUUCCUUACAAUUUUUGGCUGCCAGGAGUUCUCUGAGUUGUAUGGCGCCGUUGAAUUCUCUCUCCUGGCUGCUUUCGUCCUGGUCACUUACAUUGUCCUGCAGGUGCAGACUUUGUCUCUAGAGGACGUGGAUGCUUACCUGAGUCAGUGUGUCUGUCUGAGCACAAAAUCCUCUCAGGAGCUUCAGCAGAUCAAGUUGCCCUGCCUCUCCAGUCGUGCGGUGCAGCUGGGAUCUCUCUAUGUCCGAGGACUGAGCCACCUGCUGGGUGCUAACUGUGCCAGUGGCUGCCCGCUGCCCAACGCUGCCCUGAUGCCUUGGCACAGUUUUGACGGAAGGCUGUUCCACUCAAAGUACCUGCUGGCACAUAGUGGGGCAGAGAAAACUGUACUGCUAGACAGCAAUUCGUCCUUUCUGUCCCUGUUUUUCCACCUAAGAGAGAAACUUAUAGAAACCUGCACGAAGAGAGGCAGAGUCCUGCAGUCCAGACCCAGACCCAGUGUACCAGAGCAAAGUCAUAAAACCACACCAGGACCCAGAUACAGAGACAGACACACAGGUUGGCCUCCAGGUGGUGGUGAGGGCUGGAGGGAGAGAGGAGAGAUGACAGGAGGUCCUCAACAUGGAGGGGAAUGGAGGGAGGCAGGGGCGGAAAGAACAGACCGAAGUAAAAAUGAAAACGGAGAGAGACCGUGGGAGAGAGGAGGACACAGAGGAAGAGGGAUGAGAGGAGGCCAACAUUUUCAUCCUCAGUCUUAUCCUGACUACCUCAGUGGAGGUCCCCAGAACACAAGCCAUCCUCCAAAACAGUCCAGAGGUCGAUCGCAUCACAGCAGAGGGAGAUACCACUUGGCUCCCAGAUUUGAUUUGACUACAUUGUUUUUGCAAUUCUUUUUGGCAGUCGACAGAUUUCACAUGUUGGAACUUCCACAAAUGUUUCACAACUGAAAUACCAUGUGGUGAAAAAAGUAUUUCAGCUAACGUGAGACAAAAUAAAAUAAAGUGGAUUGGGAGUACAUUGUUAUAUACUGCUUAUCUCAAGAAAGUUGAUCUGCCCUGCAGACUGACUUUCACACAAAGAUGAAUGGAAAACAGUGGCUGCAGAUGUGAAAACGUAUUAUGCACUUUGGAAAAUGGUUGGCAGUCAUGUGAGGUAUAAUUAAACGGGCUAGAACAUGCAAAGUCACCGCUAUGGCCAUAGAUCUCCACUAUGAAUGAGUGUGUGAUGUGAAGUGUGUGUGGGUGUGUAAACUAGUGUGCGUGUAUUAGGCUAGUUACAGGAUCAUCUCCUACCGUCAUUGAGGUGUGAACCCUAGAAUUGUCACCCACCCGCCCCACCCCCUUUACACCAGCCCAGGUGUCAAAGCCCCCACUGAGGUGACACUUAUCACUCGUCUGGGAAAAAGCUGCUCUGCAACAACAACACACACACAGACACUCAGAUACCAGAGGGUAACUUGGGUUGGAAAAUGUCUCUCCUUCUCACCAGAUAUUAAGGUCUAUAGAUUAUCAGGUCUGGACAAGAAUGAUAAAAUGACCGUGGCAACCGUGUGAGCAGAACUGGUUCGAGAACCGUCUUUUAGGCUUUCCUGCUCACCCAGCUCUGUCUAGUAAGCUGUCCAUUCAAAGAUACUGGCUCUGUACUAUUCACUGAUCUACAUCAGGCUCACUAGCUGGCUCAGCAUGUUGGGCCUCGUCUCAAAUACUAACACAGACACACAUUCACUCCCAGAUUUAUCUAUGAUUACCUGACUGGUGUCUGUUUUAGGCUGUGUAUCUUGCUCUGUUCUCCCUCCUCCUUUCCUCUGAAGAUAGACAUGUCACUCACACUACAGAGGAUAUGUGUGUGUGUGUGUGUGUGUGUGUGUGUGUGUGAGUGUGGCUGAGAGAGAAAGUGUGUGUGUGCGUGCUGACAAUUUGGGAUGUUGAGUCACACACUGUAGGGCAGAUAACUCAGCAGACAGACAAACACAUCAGAAUUAAGAACAAAAAACCAUUCGUUUUUAUAAAGAUUAAUGCAGACCUAGUAAAUACAAAAUUAGUACAUUAGGUGCUGUAUAAAAAGUACCUUGUUAUUAUAAACUCACUGGAAAGUCUUAAGUUUUACAGGUUUAAUAUGCAACAGAAUGCUUGAACAGGACAAACAUGCAAGCCACAGAAUAUAAACAUUUGAGGAGGACAGUAGCCAAGUGGUUGUAAAAGUGACCUUGUGACCAGAGGGUCAGUGGUUCAAAUUCCUGGACUGCCUGGCAGGGAAAGGGGCUGCCAUCAAGGCACUGUAGAACAGAGUACUCAACACUGCAGUGGAUCUGUUCAGGUAACACCCGCAGCAUACUGUGGGUUACACUGCACUAUGCAGCUGCAAGAUGCUACAAAGGGUCGCUCUGGUACAGCACUCACUUAAACUGUCAUUCACUGCAAAUUAAACAACUUGAUUAUCAAAUAAGCAUUGUGAAGGACAGCUCAAAAACAGCUGAAAUGUUGCAGAUAGCAUAUAGAAGUUAUGAAAUUGUCACAUAUUGAGAUUAAGAUUCUAUAAAACAAUAUCUUCAUAUUAGCAUUUAAUCAAAUGAGUCCCUACAUUGUGAAAGUUCAGCUCUGUGUUGCUUCCGGAUGAUUUCUACUUAUUGUUUUGGUGUGCUGGGCUGCCUGCUUGAGUCCCUCUGGCUCCCUUCAGGUAACUGUGUGCGUGCAUUAGUAAACUGAGUGUGAUUAGUUAAUAUGGUAUGUCAGAGCUUGUUGCUUUGAGUUUGUUUUGGAGUCAGCUUUGUGCCCUCUUGAUUGCAACCUGUAUCCUGUGUUAUCUUAGAAACAAUUGCUAAAACAGAUGAAGCUAUGUUUUUCUAUUAGACAUCCCAGACAACCUCAGUUAUUAUAUUACAUUAGGUUUCAGUUUGCCACUUAUAUGAGAUCUCGCAUUCCUUUUGAAUCUCCUCCAAGUUCAACAGAAAUGCUUGUUAAAAUGGAUCAUCUCAUGUUUCUGAGCUUUUGUAUUGUGUCACUACUUGCAGCAAUUAUUUUUUAACAGACUGGACAGCAGUAUAUAUUUACUAUGCUGCUGUAAAUAUUAUUAGUUUCUGUUCACCUGACAAACAAAAAUCUGCAGCUCUUAUUUCUUAACUCUGUUGAAUGGCUUUUCAGAUAAACUCCAAAGCCACUGGAAGGAAAAGUUACUGCUGCAGCUCUGUUCAGGAACAUAAAGGCUCCGCCGCUCUCAUGUGGCUCUGGAUUCUCCACUGGUAGGCAGUUUGCCACAAUCCCUGCAGCAGUGAGACGCUGAUCUGCAGAAAAUGUGCAUGUAUUACUUGGAUUAGUUGGAUUAUACUGCUAGGAGUCUAAAUAAAAAGGGGAGAGCUAGUUUUAAGUUCUCUCACAGGAGGGAUGUUGUUUUUGUGAAACUUUUAUCGGAGGGUUUAUUAACCUCUCCUGCCCUGUUGUCCCAUUUUUAAUUCUCAAUUCUCAGCAGUUGGUGAGCUCUCAUUUUGUCAUGUGAAGUACAGUAUUAUAAAGUAUUAUACUGUAUUCAACCAAAUCAAACAUAUAUACUGUACAUCAACAGAGAUCGUCCAUGACCCUGUCUGCAUAUAAAGCAUGAAAAGGGUAAGCCAUAAUGAACCUUAAUGUGUAUUUAGCCCCUCUGAAUAUUUUUUAAACAACAGAUGUGGCUUUUUGUCUCAAGUUGUUUCUCGAUCAAAAUUACCAACCCUCUUUUUUGAUAAGUAAAAAUUGAAUAAAAGUGGCGAGUGUCUCUUGUGCUGUCCAUAUAAUCAUUGUUGUCCCUUUAAAUGAAGGUGUCUUGACUUUUUGGAUCCCAGUAAGGACAGGUAGGUAGUCUAGACUGUUGCGCUGUAAUGGUCACUGUAAUGGUGUGCAAUCGCAUGUGACAUCCCUAUGAUAAUAGUUGUUGUCCUCAUAAUUGGUGUUAUCAAUUGUGCUGCCCCUGUAAUAUGUACUGUCCCACAUGAGGCGUCUUCCAGGUGACACUUUGACUGCCUCCAACAGAGAUGAUGUUUGAUGUGUCACAACUUGGUAUCGAAGCCAUCACAUGUAAAUGAAAUUUGAUGCAGUGAUGUAAGUAUUCAUCACACCUGCCUGGAGUCUUCAUGUGGUUACCAUUUAAAAACUAUUUAAAUUAGCCCUCUUUAAAUUCUAGCCUUUGAUAAUCAUAUCUAAUCUCAAACCAAAAGAUCUUAACCCCAGUGUAAUGGGCAGCAUACAUAUCUAAAUAUAAAUAAGACUAAGGAUUAGGGCAGAAAGUGUUUACAUCUUUGCUUUCAUAAUUGUGGUUAUUCUAACACAAGAAUAAUUCUACAUAAAAUAAAUGGUGACAUCAAAUCCAUUUGUUUUUUAUAAAAGGGACAUUCUUGAAAGCAGCCUACACAUAGAAUAAACCAUACAAUGGCACACUCCCCUCUAAUGAUUUAUUAUGCUGUUUUUUUGGGAGCAAUUGCAUUCCUCAUUUUCUUUAUUUA